UUGAUUGAGAGCAGGAAAACUUCAGCUCAGCAGCUGAGUAUCUCUCGUGUGGUGGUGCGUGAGUGUCUUUUUCACGAGUGGAGUGGCUCCAUUCGCUGCCAGCACAUAAAAGUGAGAUUUCCUCGGGAAAAAUUUCGUCCACACCGGCAGCGGCGGCAGCAUAACACCACACAACACACGGGUCAGCAGUCUACCUCGGGACGCGGUUCUGCCAAGUCGUAACACGAACGCUCGCUCGUCCACGCAACGUUGGAACGUUUGAGCAGGAAUCCACUCCAUCGUCAUAGGUCCACCUCCGGCAACCGGCAAAAUGGUGCGGCCGUUCAACACGUCGGCGGAAAACGGCGGUGACCAGAUGCAGCAGCAGUCAUCCCCACGGCCAACGGCCCCUCCGCUCGUGCAGAUCAACCAGGAGGGAGACGACUUCUCCAACCCGGACCAGUAUGUCGACUUUCUGAUCCUGGGCAACAAGGAGAACUGGAGCGUCCGCGCGGAGAAGAAACCGAUCCUCGACUCCAACACCCAGCUGGCGCACAUCGUGAACGGGGUCGGUGCGACCACGACCGUCGUGGACGGCAAGUUUGUGGUGCGCGACGUGGACAAGGACAACUUUGAGAUUUUUGUCAGAUACCUCGAAACCAAGUUCAUCAAGUUCCACUCUGCCAGCCACAUGCUAGAGAUGCUGGAGUUGGCCUCGCGCUUCCAGUGCCGUCAGCUGGAGAUUCACAGCGUCAAAGAACUGGACCUAAACCUGACGAAGGAGCACGUCAUCGAGGUGUUUCGCGCGCUCUGGUACUACAACUCGAUCGUCCCUUCGAAGGCCGUCGUCACCGGAGAGCAACAGAAGAAGAAAAAGCGAAGCCCCGUCGGAGGACGCAAGAAGAAAGACUGCCCACCGGAAGCGCCCGUCACGCCGGAGGAAUACUUUGCUGCCCUGCUCGGAAACUGCCUGCAGCUGAUCGACAUGCACGCGGAGGACGUUUUCACCCAGGAAGCGAUGCUGGCACUGCGAUUCGAAGAGCUGGAGAUGAUCGUGAAGCGCGAUGCGUUGCAGAUGUCAUCCGAAAUGGUUCUGCUCGAUCUGCUGGCCAGCUGGAGCCGCGAAGAGUGCCUGCGGAAGAAUCUCGAACUGACGGAGGAGAAUCGCCGCCGCGUGCUUGGCGCCCUGUGCUACUCGCCACGCUAUCUCACCAUGACCCGGAAGGAGUUUGAAAACGCCAAGGACCGUGUCCAGCUGCUGGACGCGACCGAGUCGAAGCUGGUCGGAGAUUUGCUAAACGGAAAGAAAACUUCCGGCCUCUCGCCGGAACAGCAGACCAUGGUCGCGAACUUUAAACAGCAACGACCUGCCUUCGCGCCGAUGCCGAUCCAACUCAGUGCCAGAAGUAACCCGAAGAACUAUCCGAAAAAGAUGCGCAAAGCGGCCGAGGAAGCGGCGGCCGGUGGGGAACGGAACAGCUGCUGCGACCGGUUCUGCAUUUCUUGCGCGCGGGUCUUCGCCUGCAUCUUCGACUAGCGCUUACUGCUCUAAGAAUCCGAACCGCGCACAGUGCAAUCUCAAAAGCAAACAAGCCCGUCUGUGUGAACCGAAUGGAAGCGUGUUUUGUGUGGCGAGGUAUCUUGGAGUGGAAUCAGUUUGUUUUUAGGUUUAACUAUUUAAGCUUAUUGCAAAAGCGAAAUCUUCCCUCCUUUUUUUGGCAGGGCAUUUUUAUAUGUUGUCAGUAGCGAAUCGUUUGAAAUGUAGGAAAAACAAGCGUACAACAAUUAACACAUUUAACAAAUCUGCUAUUGUCUCUUUAUAUGCGAAAAGAGAAUAUUAUAUGUUGACUACUGCUAGUGAAUUUUAGAAUCGAAUUGUUUAUUAAGUGAAAUCUGUAUCAAAUAUAGAUUUUUAACUGUUUCUAUCAUUUGGCUAACCCCAUGUUCAUAUCUAUCCUGUUAGUUCAAAUUGUCCAUUCUGUUGUUAUACUCUCUCUCUCUCUCUCAAAGUUAGGUUUAGAUAUCAUUUUAGAUUCCUAUCAAAAAGCAAUAGAACUAGGUUCCUAGGCUUUAUGUUAUUUAUGUUUAUUUUUAUCUUUGUUCAGCUGCAUAAUCUAAUCCCAAUGAAACGUUUUAAAAACACAACAAACUUAUAAAGAAAGAGUAUUUUAACUAAAUAUAGAUUGUUUGAAAAGCUGAAGCUACAUAGAUCUAUCGGUUAGAGUUGAAUCCUGAUUAGAGCAAAGUUUAGCGCAAAUUUCCCGUUUUAACUACAAGAAUCACAGCCAGAGUUUAUUACACCGAAAGAAGCAAAGAAAAACGUUUUUAAAACAUCCGCUUUAGAGCAAGCUAACAAGAAGUAUGUUUGCUUUAUGAAAGCGACCCCCUCCUCCUCGUGUUACAGCCAGCAUAGCUAGAAGAUUUAAGUCCAGUGAGAUAAUGUUUUGUUUUCUAUCGAAAUGCAAUAGUUUAACUAAGGUAAAAAGAGGCAAAACGCACGCUCCUCUUUAUUCUCUAUACGUUGCCGCGAAGCAGAGCAAGUAGCAAAAUAAAAAGCGAAAAAAUCUGUUCUAUAUUAUAAUUCUCGUUGCCAUAUUAUCCCACUCCUGAAAAGUAUAUGAUACGAAGAUGUUGGUUACAUCAUGUAACAGCAAACUAAUGCAACAUUUGUUUGAGUUUAGCCGUGGUAAGUGUAAAUGUGAUUUGAAUGUUUGGCUUGUAGAAACAAAAUGUAACAAAAGAAAACAUAAGCGGAACCCAGCGAUAAAAAAAAUAUCGGCAGAGGCCAGUGCAACAUAAUAUACAAAGUCAGUCGAAUUGUGCAUUCGAAUUUUAGUACUGAAACAAUAAACAAUACGUGUGUGAACUUA
Molecule: messenger RNA, 2849 nt
Organism: Culex quinquefasciatus (southern house mosquito)
Lineage: Eukaryota; Metazoa; Arthropoda; Insecta; Diptera; Culicidae
Gene: axed
Exons: 3
Coding region: 311-1516 (401 amino acids)
Biological process (GO): neurogenesis
Cellular component (GO): cytosol
Source: RefSeq, a predicted model, not a curated record